This is a messenger RNA of Erigeron canadensis, 2303 nucleotides long. Its product is annotated as BTB/POZ domain-containing protein At3g44820-like. Gene Ontology annotation, molecular function: protein binding. The record is from RefSeq and is a predicted model, not a curated record. The transcript is spliced from 5 exons. Bases 207 to 1886 code for a protein of 559 amino acids. Lineage: Eukaryota; Viridiplantae; Streptophyta; Magnoliopsida; Asterales; Asteraceae.
CACUCAGUAACUUUGUUUAUAUAUGGUUGCCGGCUAUAUAUUCCGAGUCUUGUGAGUUUAAACUAAAGUUAGGAACAAGACACAGAGAUAUGGUUGUAGCAUAUCCAAUAUCGUGCCUUUGACGGGACUAGGUAUCGUUGUUGUUGUUGUUGUUGUACAUGGGUACAAGGUUUUGAUAUUUGAAUGUGAAAGAAAGAUUCACAUCCAUGGCUCCUGCAGGGAAGGCUUUAGGAUUCUAUAAUGAAGCCAAUGACUGGUUUUGCAAUGCAGAAUUACCAAGUGACCUUAUUGUUAUCAUAGAUGGCGUAAAUUUCAACCUUCACAAGUUUCCUUUACUAUCAAGAUGUGGGGAAAUAGAAAAGUUGAUCAAAGAAACUCAAGAUAAUGAUAAAGGGACUUGCAUUAUCUCCCUAGAGGACAUUCCGGGUGGUGCCAAUGGAUUUUUGGUUGCUGCCAAGUUCUGUUAUGGCGUUCAUGUGGAACUUACACCGAGAAAUAUAGUUAUGGUAUAUUGUCUUGCAGACUAUCUAGAAAUGAUUGAUGAAUACGGAGAUGAUAACUUAUUCUCCAAGGCAGGGAAUUAUUUCUAUAAGAAUGUACUUAAAAACUGGAAAGAUUGCAUGGUUGCUCUUCAAAGUUGCGAGAUUCUUGAAACAAAAAUUGAUAAUCUCAAUAUAGUUGGUAAAUGCUUGGAUGCCAUUACGGUAAUGGUUUGUAGAGAUCCCAGCUUGUUUGGAUGGCCAAUGAUGAUGUAUGGCCACUUACAAAGUCCGGGAGGUAGCAUUUUGUGGAAUGGAAUCAAUACUGGGGCAAUAAUCCAAACCCCAGAAACUGAUUGGUGGUUUGAAGACGUAUCACAUCUUCGUGUUGCUUUAUUUGAGAAACUUAUAAAAACAAUGGAAGCUAAAGGCAUUCAACCCGAAAACUUAACAGGAGCUGUUAUGUAUUAUUGCGGAAAGUGCCUUCCAGGAUUAGGCAGAUGGCAAGGUGGGCAAAGUAGAUCAGCUGCAAGCCAUAGCAAAGUAAGUGAUAUAAAUGAUCAGAAAGCUCUGUUGGAAAACAUUGUAGAACUUCUCCCGCAAACAAAGGGCAAGUCAAUCUGUCGCUUCUUGUUGGGACUUUUACGAGUUGGUUUAAUAUUGGAUGUUAGUGAUAAAUGUCGAGACUCGCUAGAAAAGAGGAUAGGAAUGCAGUUGGAAUUUGCUUCACUGGAUGGUCUAAUGAUUCCUAGUUAUUCUGAUUCCGAUACACUAUAUAAUACUAACUGUGUUCAAAGGAUGAUUGAUAUUUUUUUAACUUCUAAACAAAAUAGUAAAACAUUGCCAUCCCCUUUACCCUUAAAGAAUGUUUCCAAGCUUGUAGAUCGUUAUAUGGCAGAGAUUGCAUCAGAUGUGAACUUGAAACCUGAAAAGAUACAUUCACUCGCAGAGGCUCUCCCACAAUCUUCAAGAUCUUUGAACGAUGGACUGUACAGAGCUGUGGAUAUUUAUAUUGAGGCACAUCCAUGGUUGACCGAGAAAAAAAAGGAAGACCUCUGCAACAUCAUCAACUGCCAAAAACUUUCCAUUGAUGCUUGUGCUCAUGCAUCUCAAAAUGAACACCUCCCGCUGAGAUUUGCCCUCCAAGUGUUGUUUUUUGAGCAGCUGCAUUUAAAAACAGCUCUAGAAGGAUACCUUAAUUUGUUGGAUAUUGAAAACAACCAAACUGAUCCGAUGGCUAUUGUUCCACAUGAUAGUCAUAGAUAUGGUUGGGUUAGCCUGGUGCGUGAGAACCAGGUAAUAAGAGAUGGCAUGGAAAGGAUGAGAACUAGAGUGCAUGAACUUGAACAGGAGUUCAAUAGCUUGAGGCAAAAGAUUAAAAUGAUGAGUCAAGCAGUAGUUUUGUGAAGACCACAAUAGUUUAUCUUAAUGACUAGAAGUGGUGGAAUUGUCAAGAAUGACAUAACAUUCUAUGAAACGGCAAUACAAGUCAUGUAUGUAGUCAUUUGGUUGGGUACCGCCAAAAUCCAUCCAAGAUCAGAAGCAUUAUAAUUGAUUUUGAAUGGAGUUUCUUGAUUCCUUAUAUGCUGGUAUUUUCAUCAAUGGUUGUAAUGUAAGGAGAGAUUAGCCAUGAAACUCUAUAUCACAAUACAUUGCUUAACAUAUAUAGUCCAUUCUUGAAGCAUGGAAGUUGGUUUAUAAUCCAAGAAUUGCAUAUAGUUCAGUUUAAACUUGGGGAUAUUAUUGUACACUAAAUGACAUUUUUGAGCAGACAUUUACGUGUAAGCUUCAAAUGGGUUGUAAUCUAAAUAGUUCACUUAUGAA